AUGGCAAUCACGCAGUUAAUCGAGCCGCAGCCGCUGCAGACUAGUAGGGUUGCGCUAAACGACGUUAAGAAGAGCCUCCUAGUGGCGCUCGGGAAGCUCAACGAUCGCGACACGCAGCAGAACGCGGUCGGGGAUCUGCAGAAUAUCGUGGAGUGCCUGCCGCCUGAAGGCAUUCCCGUCUUCCUCUCCUGCCUCUACGAGACUGACAGCACCCAUCGCACGUUCGUCCGGAAAGAAUGUCUCAGGCAAUUCGCCAUCCUUGCGAUGACCUUCGGCCCGCUCCUGUCGCCGCACCUUCCCAAGAUCGUCGCAGCCGUCGUCCGUCGCCUGCGCGACCCCGAGUCCACCUUAAUUGAAUCCUGCGCAGAAGCCAUGGCGACACUAGUUCAGCACGUUCCCCCACCUCCCCACGAUACCGUCCCCGGAGCUAUUCCCGUCGGCGGCUUCGGAGCCAUGGGCGUUUACGUUCGGCCGCUCCUCGACACGCUCGGCGAGCAGAGCCGAAACUCGCAGGCAGGUGCGGCGAUCUGUCUCGACCGCGUCUUCCGGGCUGCCCGGGAGAAAAUGGAGCCGAGCGCGGCGCGCGUGCUGAUGCGAGCGAACGGCAUGCUCUCGCGGCAAGGGUUUCAGGCGAAGGCGCAGCUUCUGGGCGCCGUUGCGAGCCUUGCCGAGUUCACGGGCUCGCAUGCCCGCAUAGGAAUAGACUAUGCCUCGCUCUCAGCAGAGUGCUUUUGGGUUUUAUUCACCCCCCCUUCCUUUCCGCGCCGUCGCUCCGCGCAGGUGUGCGGGGAAUCCAUGGGCGCGCAAGUGCCCGUGCUGGUAUCCGCCGCGACCGCCGCCGUGGCGUCCGCGGACUGGGCCACGCGCAAGGCGGCGGUGGACCUGCUGGGGCAGCUCGCCAUCAACCUGCCGGCGGAGUUUCUGGGGGAGAGCCGCGCGGCCGUCAUGAAGGCGCUGGACCAGUGCAAAGGCGAUAAGGUAGGGCGGCGGGAUACAGGGGGAAGCGAGGUAAAAAGGGGCGAGAUCAAGGGAGUGAAGAAUGUGCGCGAUUCCCUGGCGCAGGCGAAGCAGGCGUGGGCGUGUGUGGAGUGGGAGGACCCGCCCGCAGCUGGGCAGCACCAAGUGCUGUCCGUGCCGUCCCUCUCGUCGGAAUCGGCGGCGACUGCAGUGCAAACUCCGUCGCUGUCCUCUGCUGCUGUUGUUGGCAGCGCAUCAGGAAGGCGCGCCAGUUUCUCACCUGGUGCAGCAGACGACAAAAGCAUUGGCAGCCGCUCAUUCAAGCUUCAAGGCCGCUCGUCCUCGCUUGUAACAGACCCGUUUGAAGACGCUCGAGACGCAGCAGAGACAGAAGAAGCAGCAGCUGCAGCAUCAGCAGCAACAGCAGCAUCAGUAUCAGCAGCUACAGCAGCAGCAGCUGCUGCUGCCAGUGUGACCCCUCCUGUGAAGCGGGGAGGAGUGAGCGGCAUGCUGGCACGCACCUUCAGUGGGCUGGGCCGAGCUCGAGCUAAGGAAGCAACAGCAAGUGCUGCUGCUGUAGGAGUGGCAGGAGCAGGAGGAGGAGCAGGAGGGGAGGGAGGAGAAGAGGGCGGAAGGAAAAUCGGACUGAGCAAAGGGGGGAUUGGGUCCCACGCAUGGGCUCCGGAAUUAUCUCAGUCGAAACCCGGAGAAGCUUCCAAAGGAGAAGCUACUAACGCGGAUAAUGGAGCUGGAGAGAAGGCUGCUCGGCCUAAGUUUGAGCGGCAGCCGCUUCGAGGAAACCCUCUGUUUUUCAAUAAGGCGGGCGCAGGGGGGAAGGCUGGGGGAGGUGACGACUGGUCCGUGGAAGUGAUGGUUCCUAAAUCGAAGGCCGGGGCAGUUGGGGAGAAGGGUGACAGUAACGGGGGGUCGGGUGAGGGCAGUGGAGGGAAGAAGGGUGAUGGGAGGGAAGAGGGCAGGCAGGGUGCAGCGGCGGGGGCGGGGGCAAAAGACAGUCGUGCGCAAGCGGAUGGUGUGAAGGCGCGGAGGAAUUCGACUUCGGGGAUUGCUGCUAUCAAGGCUGCGGCCGCUGCUGGUGGGAGAGGCAAGGAGGGCGCAGGGGGAGGGAAGGGAGCAGGAGCAGGUAGCGAUUGGAAUGUGGAGAUUCUAGUGCCUAAGACACGUGGCGGAUGGGGCAAGGGCGGUGGCGAGUCAGAGGAGAAGCGGGAGGUGAAUGGAGAAGGAGUGAAGGAGAUGAACGGAAGGGGCGGUUCGGACAAGGCUGACUUGCAGCAGGAGGAGGUGGCGCCGAGUGCGAUCCAACAGCAGCAGCAGCAGCAGCAGCAGCAGCAGCAACAGCAGCAGCAGCAGCAGGAGCAGCUCCACCAUCAGCAGCAGCAAUACCACCAGCAGCAGCAGCAGCACCAGCAGCAGCAGCAACAUCAGCAGUAUCAGCAGCAGCAGCAGCAGCAGCAGCAGCAGCAGCAGCAGCAGCAGCAGCAGCAGCAGCAGCAGCAGCAGCAGGAGAAUCAGCAGGUGCAGGAGCGAGUGGAGGAGAGGAACGAGGACGAGAAGCAGGAAUUUCUGCACCACAUGCUUCGAGAGGUAGAGGGAGAGAAGGACACCGGAGGGAAUACUGAACCCAGUGGUGCUUAUAACAGGGGGCAGGAGGAGGGAGUGGGGGGUGUUAUCAAUGCUGCGGGAGGGCCUGCAGCGAGGUAUGCUACUGGGUUGGAGAGUGAGGAGGAAAGGGAGGAGGAGGAAGAGCGGGAGGUGAAGAGAGAGUGUGAGGAGGAAAAGGCACCAAAAGUGGAGAAGCGCGGCGAGGAGUCUCAAGGCGCAGAGAAUGACGCUUAUGGUUCUAGCGAGUCUGACAAUGACGAGGAUGGGAAUCAGCGGGAAGGUAGGGCAGGCGUAUGGGAGGAGAGGAAGGGGCGGAAGGCAACGGGGGGUGGUGAUGCCUUGGGAAGGCAGAAGUGGAGCAAGGGCAGGAACAGAUGGAAGGACGGUCAGGGGCAGGGGCAGGGGGUGGGGGAGACAGAGGAGGAGAAGAAUAGGAAGGGGGAGGAGGAGGCGGGUAGAAGGGGCAGGGGCGUGGGGAAUACGGGGAGGGGAGAAGGGGGAGGGGCGCUGCGCAAAUCGUAUGACUGGGGGGGCGCGGGGAAGGCUGGGAGGGGAGGCAAGGGUGGGGGAAGAAAGGAGGGAGUGAGAGAGGCGGAAGAGAGGGGGAAGAGAGUGGAUGGGGUUGGGAGAAGGGAGAGGGGAACGUGGGGAGAAGGAGGCGGUGGUAUGAGGAGGAGUAAUUCUUGGAGCAGUAGUCUCUCUCUUGAUACCACCGGUGGUGGGAAAGCCAGGGUCGUGCAGGGUAAAGGAGGGUGGUGGGAUGGGGAGGAAGAGGAGGGUGAGAGGGUGGAGAGAGGGCGAAUGAGGAGAAAGGAGGGUAGGGAGGAUGGGAGGGGAAGGAGGAGGUAUGGGUCACUGAGCAGUCAUUUGUCUUCAAGCGAGGAAGAGGAGGAGGAUUAUGGGGAGUCUUUUCCUCGUGCUCGUAUGAGGCGUGGGUGGGCUAAUAACGAGGAUGCUAUGGAUUCGAGUCCGAAAGGAGGCCGCAGAGACGGAAGGUCCGGUGUUGGGAAGGGUGUGAAGCAGCAGCAGAGGCGGGGCGACACGUGGCAGAAGCAGGAGGUGACACGUCAGGAGGAGAAGCUCGGGCGGAGGAGGCCGCAGCAGAGUCAGUACCAGGGGCAGCAGCACCAGUCGAGGCAGAGCGGGUUGAAGAAGGCGGAUGGAGAGCAAAUGCAGAUUAGACGCUCCUAUGACUUGAUGGUAGCCUCUCUCCCUUGGACCUCCAAUGCUGCUGCCUCCCCCUCACCCCACGCUGUCCCCACCUCUCCUCACCCCAUCUCCACCUCCGCCCUCCCUACCAUGCCCUCCCCUUACCUCCCUGCUCGCAUUCGCACCACUGCUGGUGGUGACAGCAGCAGGGGGCUCACCCCUGGACGAAGGCUGUCGUUGCAGGGAGGAGGGAUGGGUGGGAUAGGGAGCAACGCAGGGGGGAUAGGCAGUGGGUCUGGUGCUGGUGGCUUCGUGCAGGCACAGCCAUUCAUGGGUGGGUUUGGUGGUAUUGGAGCAGGGAAUGAAGCAGCUUAUACGGAGGAUGAUUAUGCUGCGGCUGCUGCAGCUGUGGCCGAAGCAGCGGCGGCGGCAGCAGCAGCUGAGGCGGCACGUGUGGCUUCAUUCCAAAGUCAGCAGCAGCAACAGCAGCAGCAGCAGCAGCUGGUAACUCUAAGGAGAACCUCUUCCUUGAGCCGCGGACAGAACGCCACUCCUCCCACUGGCCCUCCCCGUACGCCUCCCCACUCCUCUACCGUCUCGUCCCCUCGCCUGCCUCUCAACACAAGCAUGAAUGUAGAACACCAGCAGCAACAGCAGCCGGAGCAGCAGCAGCAGCAGCCGGAGCAGCAGCAGUUGUUGCUGCAGUGGCGAGGCAAUUCUAGUCAGCAACAGGAUCAGAGCGAGCAAAUGAACCUUCACCAGGCUCAGCCUGAGCAGCAGCAGCAACUGAGAGCAGAGACGUUGCCAACAGCAGAGGGAGGAGGAGGAGGGAGAGGAGGCGGGGGAGGUGAAAGUGCAGAAGCAGCAGCAGAUAAGCCUCUAGGGCCGCUGAAGCGCCAGGUGGCACCAGCCAAUUGGUCGUGGGCUGUGGCUUUAGAUGAGCUCAAGGCCGGGGGGUUCGAGGGUGCUUAUAAAGAGGUGCUGAAGGCUGCAGAUGCGGGUGCUAUGGUGCGGCUGAUGGGCCGAACCGGGCCUGUGCUGGGGCAUCUGUCGCCUGAUACCGGGGCGGAGGUUAUACGGCGCAUGGUGGAGCUGCUUAUAAGGGGGACGUCGGUGGAAUACCUGCUGCCAUGGGUUCGGCAGCUGCUGGACAUAAUGACGGACGAGUCAUCUCUCCCGUACGGAGCAGAGGGUCCGGCAGUGGACGGGCAUCUGAAACAGCACGUGCUGGCAGCGUUGCAGCAGGUGGUGGGCGCCGAUGGGGGCAGCUGGGUGGGACGAUCAGCAGGCGAUUACCGGCGACAGCUGGCUGAUGCAUGGGGCAUGUGA
This is a messenger RNA of Closterium sp. NIES-65, 5055 nucleotides long. NCBI's taxonomy places the organism in Eukaryota, Viridiplantae, Streptophyta, Zygnematophyceae, Desmidiales, Closteriaceae. The record is from the annotation of a GenBank genome assembly.